Messenger RNA from Trichomonas vaginalis G3, 6297 nucleotides. Its product is annotated as A-type inclusion protein-related family. The transcript has a single exon. Lineage: Eukaryota; Parabasalia; Trichomonadida; Trichomonadidae. The record is from RefSeq and is a predicted model, not a curated record. Bases 1 to 6297 code for a protein of 2098 amino acids.
AUGAGUUCUUCUUUUAAUCGAUCGACACACUCGCCAAAUACAAGCAGUUCUCGUUCAAAUGCGAUGCUUAAUGUGAAAGAAAAGGCUUUAUCUGGCGCUUUGAAGGAAAAUUUGGCGUUAGAAUCCAAAAAUGCCGAAUUAGCACAAAAGAUAAAAGAGAAAGAUAUUUUAAUCCGAUCUUUGCAAGAAGAAAAUUACAAAUACCGUUCAAAAGCUAAUCAAGUUUCUAGAGAACAGGCUAAUGAAGAAAAGAUUUCUCAAUUAGGAUUAAAAUUCCAAAAACAGCUAAAUCAAAAAACAUUGCAAUAUGCUUCUCAAUUAAGCGCUCAAGCCAAAUCAAUUUCCGAUUUAGAAGCACAAGUUAAAAAAUUAAAUACUGAACUUGAAAAUACGGAAGUUAAACUUCAAACAGCUUCUAAAAAGCAAAAGGCUAAACUUCAAGCCACAAUUAAAGAAAAGCAAGCCCAAAUUGAUACGCUUAAUGAGAGAAUUGCCCAAGAUAGCAUUUUAUAUGAAGAAUCUGCUAAGCAACUUGAAAGCUAUCAACAACAGAUACAAUCCUUGAAUGAAGAAAUCAAAUCCAAGGACGUUUCAAUUCUUGAAAGAGAUAACACAAUUAGAGAAUUGGAGAAUAAGAUAAAUGAUAUUGUUGGCAAGGUUGAUCAGAAAUUCAAGCAAUCCAAGGAUGCAAUUGCGGAAAAAGAAAAAAUUGUUGCACAAUUGAAGAAAGAUCCAAAGAACGAGGGCAUUGUUGCUGCCAUUGAAAAGGCAGAUAAGUCCUCAUCCCAACUUAAUGAAAGUGUUAACGAACUCCAAGAAAAACUUUCGAAAUCCCAAAUCAACGGUGACGAAAGUGAAGUUUCCGCAUCUCAGCUUGAUAUUUCCAUUAACAAGAAUGAUUCUGCCUCAGAAUUAUGCGAAAUUAUCCAAAAUAAGGAUAAUAGAAUUAAGGAAUUAGAAGCAGCAGUUGAAGAACUAAAGCAUAAACCAAUGAAAAUGAACGAUAUUGCCCAAAACUCCCAAGAAAAUGCUUUACAAUCCCAAAUUGAAAUUCAUGAGCAAGAAAUCGAAGAAUUACAGGCAACGAAUCAAGCUUUAGAGAAAGAGAUUGAAAUUCUUAAUCAGAGACUCGCUGAAAAGUCCGAUAAAACUCUUAAUGAAAGAAUUUCAUAUCUUGAAAAAGAGCUUUCAAAGACAUUAAGCGAAAACGAAACUCAGAAGACCCAAAUUAACGACUUUACUUCCCGUAUUAACAAAUACAAAGCAGAGCUUGAUGCUAAAGUCGACCAAGAAGCUCAAAUCCUAACUCUUCAGACAUUAAACACCGAAUUGAAGGAAUCACUUGCUAAUAAGGAUAAGGAAAUUGCCGAUCUCAAGGCUCUCCUUGAUAAAGACCUUUCAUCCAAUGCAGGAUCUCCAGUUAAGAAGGCUUCAAAGACAAAUACUGAUGAAGACGAGGUCAAUACUUCAGCCUUAGAUGUUACAAUCGACUCUCCGAAACAGCUUAAGGGUGAAAAUGAGGAUCUCAAGGCAGAUAAUCAGAAACUUAAGCAAGAAAACGACAAGCUUAAGCAGGAUAGUGAUAAGACUAGCCAGGAGAACCAGAAAUUAACCGAAGAAUUGGAGAAUCUCAGAAAACAAUUAGCUGAAUUACAAGAAAAGUCAAAAGAAAAGGGAUCUGAUGAUUCUUUCAGCCAAGAACUUAACAGCUCCUUAAACCAAGUUAAUGAAGCAAUUAUCCAAUCCAAAGAUGAGGAAAUUGAAGAACUCAAAGGCAAACUCGCUGAACUAAACGGACUCUUUGAAGCCCAGGUCAAGCAAAAUGAAGAUUUGCAAGCAGAAAAUACCAAAUUAACCCAAGCUUUGGAAAUGUUCAGCAACAACGACACAAGCUCCUCUCCAGUUUCAGCUGCUAAGAAUUUCAAGCACAGCUUAGACGAAAAGAUCGCUAAUCUCCAGGAUGCAGUGAAUAAAUAUCGCGAAAUUACCGACAACCUUCAAAAUGACAACGAUGAAAAGGCUGAACUCAUUGUAAACAUGGAGAAGGAAGCAGAAGCUUUCGCGGAGAGAAUUAAUCAUUACAAAUCCGAAAUUGAUUCCAAAGACUCCGAAAUUGAACGUCUUAAAGCAGAGAUCGACAAGUUGAAGGGCGAAUUGGCCGCAAAGAACACAGAAGCCGAACAGAUUAAAGGUCAAAUUUCGGAUCUCCAGUACAAAUUGUCCGCAAACGGCCAAAUGCAAGAGGAGAAUAAUUCUCUUGCCAAGCAGAUUGCCGAUCUUCAGAAGGAGCUCGAAAACAAGGCGAAUCAGAUCAAAGAUCUUGAAUCUCGUCUUAACUCACUCAACGACCAAAACGAAUUAAAGCAGAAGGAGAUUGAUGCCUUGAAGAAGCAAUUCCGGGAGAAAUCCGAACAAUUCGACCUUCUCAAUUCCGAAAUCAACAAAUUGAGAUCCGAAAACGAAGAAAAGUCCAAGGAAAUCAACCAAAACAAGGCUUUAAUUGAAGAAAAGACCAAAGAAAUCGAAGCACUCAAAGCAGAAAACGCUCAGAAAUCCCAGCAAAUCAAUGCAUUAUCCCAAGAAAACGAACAGAAGAAGAAACAGAUUGAUAAUUUAUCAGUAGAAAAUGAACAGAAGAAGAAACAGAUUGAUAAUUUAUCAGUAGAAAAUGAACAGAAGAAGAAACAGAUUGAUAAUUUAUCAGAAGAAAACAAGUUAAAUAAGAAACAGAUUGAUGAUUUGGCUGAAAAGAAUGAGCAGAAUGAGAAGCAAAUCAAUAAUUUGUCUGAACAAAAUGAACAGAAGAAGAAACAGAUUGACAAUUUGUCAGAAGAAAACAAACAAAAUAAGAGACAAAUUGAUGAUUUGUCAGAAGAAAACAAACUCGGAAAAGAGAAGAUGAACAAGAUAGAAAGUGAAAUCAGGAAAGUUGUAAAUGAUACAGAAAUGACACCAGUAAGACUUACAUCCAAAUUUGUUGCUGAUGCAAACGAAAAGAAGAAAGAUAAUGCUAAACUUCUUGAAGAAAACAAAGCUCUUUCUAAGGCAAUCGAUGAAUUACAACAAAAACUUGAUGAAUUACACAAAGAGAAAGAUGAAUUAAUUUCUCAAGCACAAAAGAAUCAACAAGAAAAAGAAGAAUUCGGACAAUUCAUUAAAUCGAAAUUGGCAGAAUAUGCAGAUAAUUUGAAGUCACUUGAUAAAGAACGCAAAGAAAAGGAUCAAGAAAUCAAUGCUCUUAAUGAUACAAUAGAAGCAAUGAGACGCCAAGAAAUAGAACAAGCAAGUCAUCACUAUAAAGAUAUGUCUGAUUUGCACAAUACAAACAAAUCCUUAGAAAAACAAAUUGAAGAAAUGAAAGAAAAAGUGACAAAUGAUGACGAAGAAGUCAGAUUACAACUUCAGAACAAAGAAAGAGAAAUCACUGCCAGCAAGUUAAUGAUCACAAAUAAGGAGAAAGAGAAUGAAGAACUCAAGAAACAAAACGAAGAACUCAAAGAAAAAACAGAAAAAUUACAAAAAGAAGUUCAAGAGAAAGAAGGCGAAGUAAACAGUCUUAAACUCACCUUCACAAUGAACACACAAGAACUUGAGAAACAGAAGAAAGAAUUCGCUGCUAAAGAUACAGAAAUCAACAACUUGAAUCAAGAAAUUCAGAAAUUGAAUCAAGAAGCUGAAAAAGUGACAUCUGAAUUACAAAAAGUGACAUCUGAUCUUCAAAAAGUGACAGAAGAAAAUGCGAAGAAGCAAGAACAAGAAGAAGAUCAGAGUUCAGCUGAAAAGAUCCAAGACUUGCAGUCAGAUAUAUUCAAUAUGAAGAGAGAAAUAAAGACACUCAAAGAUGACAUCGAAAACAAAGAGAAAGAAAUUCAGAAGUCUAAAGAUGAAACAUCCAAGAUCAAUGAAGAACUCAACAAACUCAAAUCAGAUAAAUCUAAACUUGAUAAAGAAAAUAGAACUCUCAAAGACCAAUUUGAAAAACAGAAGAUUUUAGUUUCAGCUCUUCAAGAACAAAACAAUCAAUCGAAGUUUGAAGAAGAAAACAAGAAUUUGAAGACACAAUUAUCAGCUGCAAAGAGUGAAAAGAGCAAAUUACAGCAAGAAAACACUGAGAAACAGAACCAAAUUGAUAUAUUGACCGCAGAAACAGAAAGAAAGUCAAAUCAAAUCAGAUCCCAUUUGACAGAAAUAGAACAACUCAAAUCCAAACUUGAUGGACAAACAAAUAGUUUGAAUGAUCUCAAGACAUAUAAACAACAAUCAGAACAAUUCAACUCUAAAUUGGACGAACUCCAAAAGAAUUUGGCCAAGGCAAUGAAAGAAAAAGAAGAAAUUCAAACACAAUUAACUGAAUCAAACAAAGAAAAAGAAGAAAUGCAACAGAAGUUGGAUGAUGGAUUCAGACAAUUCGAAGAGUUACAAGAUAGUUAUAACCAAGGAAUGUCAAAGUAUGAAGAGUUAGAACAGAGUUAUAACCAAGGAAUGGCUCAAAACGAAGAAUUGAAGAAGAAAUUAAAUGAUGAAAUUAAAGAUAAUAAAGAACUUGAUAAAAACAUGCAUGAAUUAAUGUCUACAAACUAUGAAAUUGAUACACAACUCAAAGCAGCAAAGCAAAGAAUUGUUUCCCUCGAAGAAGAGAUGAAACAAUUCCAGUCAAAUGAUCAUUCCUCAGAUCUUGAACAACUCAAAUCCAAACUUAUUGAGUUAACUAAAGAAAACAAUUCAAUCAAAUCGAGAAACGAAGAUUUAAUUGAAGAAAACAAAUCUGUUAAAUCUAAAGUUGAUGAAUUAAGUAAAGAAAACAAUUCAAUCAAGUCUAAAGUUAAUGAGUUGAAUAAUGAAAACAGCAAGUCCAAAUCCAGAAUUGAUGAAUUAAUUAAAGCAAAUGAUUCAUUGAAAUCUCAGUUACAAGAAAGAGCCAAUGAAAUUGAAAUAAUCAAAUCAGAAUUGGCAGAAAAAUCCAAAGAAAAAGAGACAGAAAAUGAUGAAAUAAAGAAACUCAAAUCAGAGUUGAAAGAUUCACAGAAACAAUGUGAUGAAUUACACAGAAACUUGCACAAUUUGAUGAAUGAAAAUGGAGAACUCAAAUCCCAAAACUCGCAGCUAUCCAAAGACUUCGAAACAAACAACAAGAAACUGUUAAAUCUCGAGAAUGCCAAGAAACAGUUAGAACAAAAACUUGCUGAUAACACGAAGUCACAGAACGACAUGUUUGCUAAUUACCAGGAGCAAAUCGAGGCCUUGGGUCAGAAGAUCAUUUCUCUUGAAGAAGAAGACGCAGAAUUAAAUCGUCAACUCAAUGAAUUGAAGAAUGAAAACAACAAAGAAGAAAUGGAGAAUAAAGAAAAAGAGAAAGACGAACUUCUCGCAGAAAAGAACAGAAAGAUCGAUGAAGCUGAGAAAGAGUUCAACGAACAGAUCAAGCAUCUCAAUGAACAGAUCCAAGAAUUAAUCGAAGAUUCUCAUGAAAAAGAAAAUAAUAAUGAAAAUCUCGCCAAAGAAAAUUCAGAACUCAUUCAAAAAUUGAAUAGUUUGCACGAAGAAAUCAAAUCAUUGAAAGCAUCCAAUGUUUCUCAGAAGGUUGAGCUUGAUCAGAACAAGGAGUAUAUCCAGAAGAGGCAGAAAGAUAUCGAUUUGUUGAACGAAGAAUACAAUAAUUUGUUCAACGAAAAACUUGAAUUCGAAUUUGAGAUUAAUUCGCAGAAAGACGAAUUAAACAACAAAUCUCAGUAUAUUAACAACCAGAAGAAUGAAAUAGACAACCUCAAGAAGCAGAAUAAUGAGAAACAAAACGAAAUUGCCAAAUUACAAAAAGAAAUCGAUUCUUAUCAAGAAAAAAUUGAUAAAUUGAUUUCUCUCAACGAAGAAAAGAACAAUAAGUUGACUAAUUUGGCCAAGCAGCAGCAAUACGCCCAAAAGAACAGAGAUUUGGAACUUAAUGAUGGAAAUGAAAACGAAAUUUCCGAAUUAAGACAAAAUAAUGCCAAAUUACAAAGGAAGUGUAAUAAAUUGGUAGAAGAAAAGGCACAAUUAGCUGAGCAAUUAGAGAAAGUUUUAACUUUGAUGAAGAAUAAUUCCUCAAAUCCUCAAGGAAACCAAGUAUUAAGUAAUGAUGAAUUGACAUCACUUCUUAAGCAGAAACAAAGCGAAGUAAGCGAAAGAGAGAAACAAUUUAAUUCUCUUUUGAUUUUAUAUGAUAAUGUUAUUAAGGAAUUGAAGGAAGCAAAUGCUAAAGUUGCAAGAUUAGAGGCCGCUGCUGUUAAUCACGCAAGAAUAGUCGAGAAGAGACAACAUUGA